Molecule: messenger RNA, 1421 nt
Organism: Drosophila busckii
Lineage: Eukaryota; Metazoa; Arthropoda; Insecta; Diptera; Drosophilidae
Gene: HtrA2
Product: serine protease HTRA2, mitochondrial
Exons: 2
Coding region: 73-1353 (426 amino acids)
Biological process (GO): positive regulation of apoptotic process; programmed cell death; proteolysis
Molecular function (GO): protein binding; serine-type endopeptidase activity
Source: RefSeq, a predicted model, not a curated record
AAUGUCAAAGACGUACACAUUAAAUAACAAAUAAAAAAAACAACAACAAAAAAACAAUCACACAUCACAGAAAUGGCGCUGCGUAGUAUUAAUAAAUUAGAAAAGUUUAUCAAGCGGUGUAGUGCGCCCACGUUAUACCAUUGCUCCAGCCGAACAACACACUCACUAAAGAACAGUAAGAGUAAAACGGGAGGAGAAGAUGGAAAUAAUAGUGACAACAGCAACAACAAUAACAACAAAAACAAUGGCAAUGGCAAAUACAGUUGGCGCUCUGCAGUGCGUUUCUUUGUACCCUUCUCGCUGGGAGCUGUGGCCAGCACGUUGGUUGCACAACGCGAAGAGUUGACACCAACGAUUUCGGCACGCCAGAUGACAGGCCGGCGGCGUGAAUUUAAUUUUAUAGCAGAUGUGGUGGGAGGCUGCGCCGACUCUGUUGUCUAUAUAGAAAUUAAAGACACGCGUCACUUUGACUACUUCAGUGGCCAGCCCAUAACGGCUUCCAAUGGUUCUGGCUUUGUGAUUGAGCAGAAUGGUCUUAUACUGACCAAUGCACAUGUGGUUAUCAACAAGCCCAAUACGAUGGUGCAGGUACGCCUAUCCGAUGGACGCACAUUUCCAGCAACCAUUGAGGAUGUGGAUCAGACCUCUGACUUGGCAACACUUCGCAUACAGGUGUCCAAUCUGCCCGUAAUGAGGCUGGGCAAAAGCAGUACCCUGCGCUCCGGCGAGUGGGUUGUGGCCUUGGGCAGCCCACUAGCUUUGAGCAACACGGUGACGGCGGGCGUUAUAAGUUCUACACAGCGUGCCUCGCAAGAGUUGGGUCUGCGCAAUCGUGACAUUAAUUACCUGCAAACGGAUGCAGCUAUAACCUUUGGCAACUCGGGUGGACCGCUGGUGAAUCUGGAUGGCGAGGCCAUUGGUGUCAACUCUAUGAAAGUCACGGCUGGCAUUAGCUUUGCCAUACCCAUUGAUUAUGUAAAAGUAUUCCUGGAACGCGCCGCUGAGCGUCGCAAGAAGGGCUCCGCCUACAAGACAGGCUAUCCGGUUAAGCGGUAUAUGGGCAUAACCAUGCUCACCCUCACGCCAGACAUUCUAUUUGAGCUGAAGUCGCGUAGCCAAAACAUGCCCAACAAUCUAAAUCACGGUGUGCUCGUGUGGAAGGUUAUUGUGGGCUCACCAGCGCAUAGUGGUGGCCUUCAGCCCGGCGACAUAGUAACCCACAUUAACAAGAAGGAGAUCAAAAACUCUUCGGAUGUCUAUGAUGCCUUGGCGGAUAACAAAAAGGAGUUGGAUAUUGUCAUACUGCGCGGCGUUAAGCAAAUGCAAGUGACUAUAACGCCAGAAGAUCCUUGAUGAUAUAAUAUAUAUAAAUUUUUGACAUUUAUAGACCAUUGCUUUGGUAUAAGCACAAAAAAAAAUUG